This is a messenger RNA of Corythoichthys intestinalis (scribbled pipefish), 3939 nucleotides long. RefSeq names its product vesicle transport through interaction with t-SNAREs 1B (gene vti1b). Lineage: Eukaryota; Metazoa; Chordata; Actinopteri; Syngnathiformes; Syngnathidae. Gene Ontology annotation, biological process: vesicle fusion with Golgi apparatus; intra-Golgi vesicle-mediated transport; intracellular protein transport. The coding region runs from base 275 to 940 and encodes 221 amino acids. The record is from RefSeq and is a predicted model, not a curated record. Gene Ontology annotation, molecular function: SNARE binding; SNAP receptor activity. Gene Ontology annotation, cellular component: ER to Golgi transport vesicle membrane; late endosome membrane; SNARE complex. The transcript is spliced from 6 exons.
AUUUUUGACACUAUCCAAAAAGUAAAUGUAUUUGAAUCCUAAAUUACCAAAGCGUAAACAUAUAAUGGGAAACAAAUACUCUGUUAAUUUUACUUCACGUAUAAGAAUAAUUUAAAGACACUGCAAUUGAUUUUUAAACAGGACGUUUUUAAUCGUCAUUCGAUCACGAGGACCAUCAUGCGGAAAUAAUUUGCCUUGCUCACCGCUUGGCUUAGUGCUUUAACUUUCUUAUGAACCCCCUAAGUGUUCAAGUUUGAACUUUUGCUAAAUUACAAUGUCGUCCGAGGAAUUUGAGAAGCUGCACGAAAUCUACAGGUCCUUGUACGAGGAGCUAAAGCUAAUGCCGGAGAGGCUACUGAGGAGCCAUGGAGAGGAGAAAAAGAGCUUGCUGAGAGCCUUCGACGUGAGGAAAGGGGAGGCAGAGGAAGUUCUGCAGGGGAUGGAGGAGGAACUGCGCGACGCACCGGCAUCCUACCGGAAUCCUAUGAGGACCAAGCUGCGUCUGUACCACCGCGACCUCGCCAAGUUGCAGCGAGAUGCCAAGAACUCUGCCCCAUCGCCAUUGGACAGUAGUGGAAGAGGCAUCUAUUCAUCAGAAAACCAACAAAGCACCCGCGAGCAGUCGCAGCGGGCCUUGCUUCUUCAGGGUACAGAGUCGCUGAACAACGCCACCCAGAGCAUCCAGCGCAGUCAACGCAUUGCCGCCGAGACGGAGCAUAUCGGCACAGACAUCAUCCAAGAGCUCGGCGAGCAGCGAGAGCAGCUGGAUCGGACCAGAGAUAGACUGGUGAAUACAGGAGAAAACCUCAGUCGCACACGGAAAAUUCUCCGUUCUAUGUCUCGACGGCUCGUGACAAACAAGCUGCUGCUCGCUGUCAUCAUUCUCAUGGAACUGGCCAUUUUGGGCGGUGUCGUUUACCUCAAGUUUUUUCGGCGAUGAGAGAUGGCGAACGGAGGGGGGCAGUUCGGACCUGCUGACCAAGGGAUACUGAAGAUUCAGCCCAAGAUGAGGAUUUUUAUCCAAAUGAACCAUCAAAUAUGCACUAUUUGAACAAACUUUUAAAACCGAGAAAUCCCUUUGGAAAGAACUGGCAGACAUUUACGGACCACAGAGGAUAUUCACUGACACGAACAUUGUCUAUGGCCGCUCAUAUGUGAAACCGAGGUACUUCAUUCGGCAGUAGUCAAUAUAGGAACUGAUAGCAUGAUGUCUGUUUUCAUUGUUUUUACUUUGCUUAGGUUACUUUUUGCUUAUUGCUUUUUGAUCAAUGUGCAGAAAAAUUGCUGAACAUUUCUAUGCCAAACUGGAAUGGUCUUUUUCUAAUAGCCCCUUUGGACUGGUGCCAUCGCUGGUUAAGAUUAAGAGCAAUAAUUAGUGCAAUUUCAUAGCGCUGAAAAAAAUAGCACUGGCGUGAUUGGUCAAAGACUAUAGCUAUCCUCCAAUUUUCUGCAAUAAGCCGGGGAAAUAAAAUGACAUUCUGAUUUGGUGCUGGUUUUGCUCAUCUUGUAGCAUUCGGGUGUUUGGAAGUGAGCAACCCAACAGCGCUCUAGCACAAAUAGCAGUACACAGUCGGCAAUGGCACUAGUUUGUAUGAAAAGAGCCUGCCUAUUCUUCUGCCUGAAUAUGUUUAGAUUUUUAAAAAGUGGAGGUUCCAAGAUUGAACCCUACAUAAUCAUGAAUUCAUUGACACACCAAAAAAGAAAAAAAAAAUCACUUAAAUGGAAGACCAGAAAAUAAAUUCUUUAAUACGAGAACGUAAAUCCCUGUCAUUUUAGUGACUUUAGUGAAAUAUGAAGUUGUAGCUUGAAGACUUUGAAUCAAAGUUUUUAUAUCAUAGCUAAACUCUCACAUGUAUUAUUCACUCUUCAUUGUAAAUAACAAAAUUGAAUCAUUAGGUAAAUACAGUGACCACAGCUGAACCAAAAGUGCAAACAUGAUUCUAGUUUUUACUACAGCUACCAAAACACUUUCAGUCAGUUUAAUCACACCUUUGAGGCAGACUCCUUUGCUUGUAAACUAAACAAAUAAUAAAUAGCAGGCAUCCAUAUGCCUUUGUACAUAAAAUAGCAAAAUAAGUUAGUAGGCUACGCUGUCUAAAUUAAUGUCUAAGCUUUACAUGGCAAACCUUUUGAGACAGUUAGACAAAUACUUUCCACAGUGAAAUGCAACACAAUGAAGAACGAGAGUGGAGCAAAUACGAUAAUACCCCAGCUUUUUGGAUUCAGUUGUCUUUUGUUUUGCAGUCUUGGACGCAACACUUUGGAAUGCUCACGGGGUGGUGGAAGAAGUCUUAUUAUCUUUUCACUUUGAGCUAUCAGAGGCAGAGCUGCUCUGUGUCAUCUUCUUUUGCUGAGGGGAUCUCAUCAAUGACCCUGUGGGCACCUUCUCUCGUCUGCCCCAGGGACGACGCGAUGACAUCAACGGCCAGCGAGGCGGUGGCUUCCACUGCAGCCCGGGUCGCCCCCACCAUGGGGUUCACUUCCACAAGGUCCAUGACCGAAAGCAGACCUGCACAUCCAUGACCACAGGUUAUGAGGAUUGGACAGCAGAAUGCCGCUAUCUCACACAUUAAAUUCCCGAAGUGCAUAUUUUUAUACCUGACUGGGGAAGCAUCAGUGAUAAAUCCCUAAGGUAGUCCUAUCUACCACCAGGUUGAUCCUUAUGUCCUGGUAUUCCAUCUAUUCUUUUCCUCUAAUACUGUUUUUACUCCAGACUACCACAUCUCUUAAUUUUCUCCUACUUUUAUGGCUAGGCUAGACUAUCUUUUCUAGGAAACGUGUGUCCUGACUCCCAGGCUACUAGUAAGGAUAUCCUAGGUCUAUCCCAAGUAUUCCUCCUGGCUGGACAAGACUGAAGUAACCCGCUGGGAAGGUGUUUUUACAACGUCUAGAGAAGAUACCUGGAAACUUCUCAAGUCCCUUCUGAAUGACUGAUGUCUUACCAAGACUUGGUCUAGCUAUUCUAUUCCACUAAGGAAGGUCCUGAAGCAGCCUGAGCAAAUAUAACUCGUAUAUUUCUAUUUAUUCAUUCAUCUUCUGUAAAGCUUAUCUUCAUGAGCGUCGACGGGCGCUGGGGCCUAUGUCAGUGAUGUAUGGGCAGGAAGUGGUCUACAGCUUGAACUGGUUGACAGCCAAUCGCAGGGAACAUAUAGACGAACAACCUUUCACACAAUAACACCUCUGGAGAAUUUAGGCAGACAUGUUAACCACUCAGCCAUCGUGCCCUCAUUUGUAUUUGUACAUGGAGAAGAGUAAAAGGCAUACCCUUGCUAGCUUCUUGUCAUAGCAUCUUAGACCCUUGCUAGCUAGACUAACCUGAAACACUUCUCCUGGGAGUCAACUGAGUGCUAUUCAGAUUAAAUCUCAGAAAAACUUCAACUGAUUCGAGCUAAUCUUGAGUCCAGACACGGUAGUACCCUGACUUUGUCCAUUACACAAUCCAGAGUUCUGUAGGUCUUUAUACCUGUAUUGUGAACUUCCUCUGUGAUGUAGAUGCCCUCCCUAUAGGUCAAUCCUCCGUUCACCGGUGUUCCCGUAGCAGGAGCCAAAGAUGGAUCGAACACAUCGAUGUCGAAGCUCAAGUGGAUGGGUCUUUCUUUUCUGUUGGUGAAAAUGUAUCAUGUUUUAAAGAAAUUACUUUCAUGAAUUAUUUUAAGUCAAGCUAGUGGCCUUUGCCUGUUACCUUGCCAGCACGUGAUCGAGAGCGACCUCCGUCACCCUCUGGAUGCCAAGUCUGUCGAUAUCCCUCAUGGUGAAGUACUGGAUCCCCAAGUUCUUCAUAAUGUGGCUGUCAAGCACACAAAAUGUGUUUAAUCAAAUAAAAGGGUCAAGUACAGAUACUUGAAAAGUCUACUAAUCAGAGGUUGCGCUAGACUUUUUCGUUGUCUGUCAUUUUGACUGACAGGGUCAUAAAAAUCCGGUCAUAAUCUAUUUUUACCC